AUGAUGAACUGGACAGGCGGCCAGCUGCAGCGUCAUCACAACCGCUCAGGCCUGUUGACCAAAGCUCAGAAACAGAACUUCGCCAAGUCUCGACUUCAGAAAGGCAUCGUCAUUCCCCCUCCCUCCCCAUUUCGGAACUUCCCAGAUAUUGGACCAUUCAAGGGCUCGAGCAUCACAGAUCAGAGUGUGGAGGAGGCAGGGUCAGACAAGAAUCAAGUUACGGAAGAGCAUGUCUCACAUGUGACUGGAGGACAAUUCUCUCAUGGUGCCAAGGAGCUGAGCGAGGUCAAACAUCGACUUCUCCAAGAACCCGAUUGGGCAGCUGUAUCCGCUACACGUCCGCUUGAAAUUGCCUUCAUGUCCGUGGAGGAAAUUGAACGGUUUGGAAAGCGACGAAGACUGAAUGAAAAUGACCGGAAGCGACUGGUAGCAGCUAAUAGCAAUGGAUCGACCUUUUUUGAGCUUCCUAGACCCGAACGAAGAGCUAGAAACUCAUUCUCGAUCAUGGAUACCAUCGAAAACAUUCAAAUUGAGAUCAACGGACGACCAGUGGCGCAAUCAAAUUCCAGCUCAGAGGUGGUCAUGAACAGCAUGUCAUCCCAAUCAAUGUUACUCGACCACGAAGGAUCUCCUAUUGUUGACCAGGAUAAGGCAAAAGAGACCCUGACAGCUACCUGGAUUACCAAUCUGUUUCCUCGAUAA
Molecule: messenger RNA, 702 nt
Organism: Penicillium paradoxum
Lineage: Eukaryota; Fungi; Ascomycota; Eurotiomycetes; Eurotiales; Aspergillaceae
Exons: 2
Coding region: 1-702 (233 amino acids)
Source: RefSeq, a predicted model, not a curated record